GUGCCCUAACCUCUCCUCCUUCCUCUCUCCACCAAUCGCUACGUACCUCUCUCUCUUAACUGCGGAAUCCGAUUAACACCGGAAUCCGCCAUGGAAGAUGAAUAAGAUCCGAUCUCUCCGCUUCCUCCUCCCCGAGACCAUAACCUCCGCCGCGUCUAACCGAGGAUCUGUCGCCGUACGCUACGGCAGCCAAGUCCUUCCAUGGCGGCAUCAGAUCCUGGACCCGGACAGCAGCAUCGUCACCUACUGGAACCACGUCUUCCUCGUCACCUCCAUCCUCGCCCUCUUCCUCGAUCCUUUCUAUUUCUACGCUCCUUACGUCGGCGGCCCCGCGUGUCUCUCCGUCGACGUCGGCCUCGCCGCGACGGUCACGUUCUUCCGCUCGGUGGCCGAUCUCUUCCACCUCUUGCACAUUUUCAUGAAAUUCAGAACGGCCUUCGUCGCGCGGAGCUCUAGAGUUUUUGGACGCGGUGAGCUUGUUAGGGAUCCGAGAGAGAUCGCUAUGAAGUACUUGAAGAGCGAUUUCAUCGUCGAUGUUGCCGCCAUGCUUCCUCUUCCUCAGCUUGUAAUUUGGCUAGUAAUUCCAGCCGCAACCAACGGGACUGCUAAUCAUGCCAAUAGCACACUCGCCCUUAUCGUUCUCGUCCAAUACAUUCCAAGAUCAUUCAUCAUAUUCCCACUUAACCAAAGGAUUAUAAAAACAACCGGGUUCAUCGCCAAAACUGCUUGGGCAGGAGCUGCAUACAACCUCCUCCUCUACAUCCUUGCUAGUCACGUGUUGGGGGCAAUGUGGUAUCUAUCAUCAAUUGGGCGGCAGUUCUCGUGCUGGUCCAAAGUAUGCGAGAAAGAUCACGCCCUGAGAGUUUUGGAUUGUCUUCCUAGCUUCUUGGACUGCAAGAGUCUACAGCAACCUGAGCGACAGUAUUGGCAGAAUGUUACUCAGGUUCUUUCUCAUUGUGAUGCUACGAGCAGCACUACUAACUUCAAGUUUGGCAUGUUCGCUGAAGCCUUUACCACUCAAGUCGCUACUACGGAUUUUGUGUCAAAGUACUUAUAUUGUCUUUGGUGGGGUUUGAGAAAUCUAAGUUCUUACGGCCAGAAUAUAACCACAAGUGUAUAUCUUGGCGAGACCUUGUUCUGUAUUACAAUCUGUAUUUUUGGGUUGAUUCUCUUCACACUCCUGAUCGGUAACAUGCAAACAUCAUUACAAUCAAUGUCUGUAAGAGUUGAGGAAUGGAGAGUUAAGAGACGAGACACCGAAGAAUGGAUGAGACAUCGUCAACUACCUCCAGAGCUUCAAGAACGUGUCCGAAGAUUCGUUCAAUACAAAUGGCUUGCAACUAGAGGCGUCGAUGAAGAGUCAAUUCUCCAGUCUUUACCUACUGACUUACGCCGUGAAAUCCAACGCCAUCUCUGUCUUGCUCUUGUCCGCAGGGUCCCGUUCUUCUCACAAAUGGAUGAUCAACUUCUUGACGCUAUAUGCGGAUGUCUUGUCUCAUCUUUAAGCACGGCAGGGACCUACAUAUUCCGUGAAGGUGAUCCGGUGGAUGAGAUGCUCUUUGUGAUUAGAGGACAAAUAGAGAGCUCAACUACAAACGGAGGAAGAUCUGGUUUCUUCAACUCCACUACUCUAAGACCUGGUGAUUUCUGUGGAGAAGAGCUUCUUACAUGGGCCUUGAUGCCAAACUCUACACUUAAUUUUCCUUCUUCAACCCGUAGCGUCCGUGCCCUCUCUGAGGUUGAAGCCUUUGCCUUAAGCGCAGAGGAUCUUAAGUUUGUUGCUCAUCAGUUCAAACGUCUUCAAAGCAAAAAGUUGCAACACGCUUUCAGGUACUACUCACAUCAAUGGCGAGCAUGGGGAGCGUGUUUUGUGCAAUCCGCAUGGAGAAGAUACAAGCGACGAAAGCUCGCUAAAGAGCUCAGCUUGCACGAGAGUAGCGGAUAUUAUUACAGAGAUGAAACAGGAUACAACGAAGAAGGCGACGAAGAAAACUACUAUGGAAGCGACGACGAUGAUUUCGAAGGUGAGAGACUGUCUGUGGACAACACAAACAACAGCCAAAACCUUGGAGCAACAAUGUUGGCAUCUAAGUUUGCAGCAAACACGAGAAGAGGCACGAAUCAAAAGGCUUCAAGUAGUAGUAGUACUGGUAAGAAAGAUGGAUCUUCGAAUAGUUUGAAAAUGCCUCAACUAUUCAAACCUGAUGAGCCUGAUUUCUCUAUGGAUAAAGAAGACGUUUAAAAGUGUGACAUGUUUGAUUUUUAGAUGGUAAAUAGU
Messenger RNA from Brassica oleracea var. oleracea, 2278 nucleotides. RefSeq names its product putative cyclic nucleotide-gated ion channel 18. Gene Ontology annotation, molecular function: monoatomic ion channel activity. The transcript has 7 exons. The record is from RefSeq and is a predicted model, not a curated record. Gene Ontology annotation, cellular component: membrane. Lineage: Eukaryota; Viridiplantae; Streptophyta; Magnoliopsida; Brassicales; Brassicaceae. The coding region runs from base 98 to 2242 and encodes 714 amino acids. Gene Ontology annotation, biological process: monoatomic ion transport; transmembrane transport.